Molecule: messenger RNA, 1050 nt
Organism: Microthlaspi erraticum
Lineage: Eukaryota; Viridiplantae; Streptophyta; Magnoliopsida; Brassicales; Brassicaceae
Source: the annotation of a GenBank genome assembly
AUGACUAUGUAUGCUGCUAAUAUUUAUUUUUGGAGGCGAUUCCGAGUAAAUUACUCCUUCAUAUUUGGAUUCAAACAAGGAACUGAGCUUGGCUACAAACAAGUUCUAUUUGUGGGAUUCAGCAUUGGCGCGCUUGCUCUUCUUUGUGUUCUUGCCAAUCUUGACAUGGAAACAGACCCCAAAACCAAAGACUACCAAGCACUAACCGAACUUCUUCCUCUUUUCCUCCUUACUGCUAUGUUUAUAGUUCUAAUCCUACCAUUCAACAUCUUCUACCGAUCGAGUCGCUUCUUCUUCCUUAACUGCAUGUUUCGCAUUUUUGCUGCUCCUCUUUAUAAGGUGACACUACCCGAUUUCUUCUUGGCAGAUCAAUUAUGCAGCCAAGCGCAAUCUCUUCGGAGCAUAGAGUUCUACAUUUGCUAUUAUGGUUGGGGAGACUUCAAACAAAGACAAAACACUUGUAAGGAGUCACAAGUCUUCAACACUUUCUUAUUCAUUGUUGCUGCCUUCCCAUUCGUUUCUCGCUUCCUUCAGUGUAUGAGGCGAGUGUUGGAAGAGAGAAACAUAGAACAAGGGUAUAAUGGUUUUAAGUACUGUCUUAUAGUAGUUGCUGUUUGCUUAGGGAUGGCUUAUGAAGUCGAUCGUCAAAAAGAUCGUCAGAUUAUUUGGAGACUGUUAGGUGGUAUUGCCUCAGCUAUGGCUGUGGUUUUUUGUACAUAUUGGGACUUAGUCUAUGAUUGGGGACUUCUUAACCGAACCUCCAAGAAUCCAUGGCUACGCGAUGAACUCCUCGUACCAUACAAGGAAGUUUACUUCAUUGCCAUGAUCUUGAACGUGGUGCUGAGAUUUGCGUGGAUGCAGACGGUGCUAGAUUUCAAAUUCGGGUCAAUGCACACACAGACGGUGAUUGCCAUCGUUGCAAGUCUUGAGAUCAUUCGUCGUGGCAUAUGGAAUUUCUUCAGAUUAGAGAACGAACAUUUAAACAAUGUCGGGAAGUACAGAGCUUUCAAGACGGUUUCAUUACCAUUCGACUACGACGAGGACCUAUAA